AUGUUUCUUCCCGAGGAUCUGCUGUUCAAGCAGGGCGCGCUUGCCCACGUGUGGCUCGCCUCGAAUCAGCAGAAGAAGCUUACCAAAGCUCAGGUGCUGCAGCACAAGAUCCCGGAGAGUUGCGAGGUCAUCAUCCGACCCGAGGUGGCUGCUGGCGGCCCCCUUGCAUUGCGAUUGAAUGCGCAGUUGCUUCUUGGUGAAGUGCGCAUCUACCACAAGAAGGCGCAUUAUCUACAGGAUGACUGCAACGAGGCCCUGUGGAAGAUUAAGAUGGCCUUCCGACCAGGGAACAUCGAUCUGCCCGCCCAAACCCAUGUCGCCAACCCCACCAACCUGAUCCUGCCAGAUCAGAUCACCGAUCUUGACCUGCUAGCACCCAUGCCAGAUCCCUCGUUCCUCUUUUCGCAACCCAUUAGUGGCAAUCUGGAUCUUGGAAACACCACCGUUCCGGAUUGGGACAACAGCCAGUUCCUCUCUGGCAGCAUUGAGCAGGCACGUAUGGAACCGAUGGAGCUUCCAGAUGAUGAUUUGAAUCUGGAUAUCGGCGAGUACGACGACUUUGAUCGCCCAGCUGCGUAUGAUGAGGGUACCAGUAUUGAGCUCGGCCGUAACGCACCUUUGGAGCGACAUCAGUCCGAAGACUUCACCGCACUAGACAAGAACCUCGACGACGACCUUGGCCUGGAUAUCGGUGAAGACCCCCCAACGGAACUGGCCCAUGCUGCUGAUGUGGAACUCAAUCUUGGGCUUGGAGAUGACGAGGACAUCACAAUGGGCGGCAUGACCGAGACAGGUCUCCCAGCAAGCUCGAUAGCUGGUGACUUACCCAUGCGACAGCGUGAAGAAUCGCCACUCUCCGAGUUGGGAGAGGAAGAGGCUACCCGGCUAGAGCAAGAAGUUGCCGAGCAAAACACUACAGUGUUUGAGCCAGAGCCAGAGCAGGAGGAAGAAGAGGAAGAAUCCAUUCACCAAGCCCGGGCGAAGCGUAGGAGGGUCAUUGGAGCCGAUGCUGAAACCAUGAUAUCGAGCCAUCAGCUCCGGGAGCAACAGAACAAUCGUGAGAAGAUCCUCAAGCCAGCCUCGUUCCUUCCUCGCGACCCUCUUCUUAUGGCAUUGCUCAAUAUGCAAAGGUCUGGCGGAUUCGUCUCAAGCAUCCUCGGCGAUGGCCGGAGCCAAGGUUGGGCUCCAGAGCUACGCGGCAUUCUUUCUCUAGAGGUUGUCUCCCGCCCUGCUCAAAAGCGCAAACGCGACAAUACUGCUGCCGAGCCUGGUACCCCAGAAGAUGACGCGGCCGCUGAAGGAGAGAAGACACCACAAUUGCAACUGGAGUUUGACCAAGAUGAGCCGACCUUGGGAGCGGGUGACAUGGGUCUAGGGGGUGAUAACAACACCACAAUUGCCGGAUCUGAUGACAUAAUCCAACUUCCCGACGAGCCCGGUUUCCAGCAACAGGCAGAGGAACAAGGAGAAGAGGAAGACAUGUUUUCGCCUGUUCCAGACAACUUUGACGAUACAACCGCUCCUCUUGUCCAUCCCUCGGAAGCUGGACCAAUCUCCCUAGGCACAAAACACGCCGUUCACUUCUUGCGUGAGCAGUUUGGACCUGAAGCCGAAGAAAGCGAAGCCGAACGCCAAAAGAACAGCAUCGUAUUCCAGGACAUGUUCCCGGAAACGCGCACCUCGCGAAAUGAUGCGACCAAGAUGUUUUUUGAGAUGCUCGUCUUAGCUACCAAGGACGCUAUCAAGGUCGAACAGCCAGUCAAUCAACUUGGUGGUCCGCUCCGUAUUCGCGCUAAGCGCGGUCUCUGGGGCCAAUGGGCAGAGACUGGCGCGAGCGGCGAACUGCCUUCUCAGGCACAAGCUUCACCGGCGGGAGAGGUUGAUGCGCCCACCGAGGCCAUGUUCCAAGGUCCCCCAGAGGUGUCUGUAUCUGCCUAA
Messenger RNA from Pyrenophora tritici-repentis Pt-1C-BFP, 1938 nucleotides. RefSeq names its product double-strand-break repair protein rad21. Gene Ontology annotation, biological process: mitotic sister chromatid cohesion; replication-born double-strand break repair via sister chromatid exchange. Gene Ontology annotation, molecular function: chromatin binding; protein binding. Gene Ontology annotation, cellular component: mitotic cohesin complex. Lineage: Eukaryota; Fungi; Ascomycota; Dothideomycetes; Pleosporales; Pleosporaceae. The record is from RefSeq and is a predicted model, not a curated record.